CUGGACAAGUCAUGCCUGGAACAACUCUCCCCCCAUUUCCCGAGGAUGUUCCUACCCAUCCCCUCUUGAUCAUCGACUACCACCUUAUCUCUCAAGGCGACAAGCAAGAGAUUGAUAAGCUCUGGGAGGCAGCCACUUCCCUCGGCUUCUGGUACCUCAAGAACCAUGGAGCAGACGAACAGGUCGAGGGCAUGUUCGACAUGGGUGUCGAGACCAUGGACCUCCCGUUCGAAGAAAAGAUGAAAUUCGAGCAGGGAGACGGCGGUCGAUCUUGCGGAUACAAGCGUGCCGGUGCCAACGCCGUCGAUGAGACCGGCGUCAACCUCGACACGGUGGAAUUCAUGAACAUAUCCAAGGAUGAUGCACUGGCUUACCCAAAGAUCGCCCGCCGCGAAUACCCGGACACCGUUAGCAAGAGUAUGGAGUCGACAGUCGCACCGUUCGUGCGCAAGUCACUCGACGUUGUCUAUACGCUCCUCAACGUCUUCAAUGACAAACUGGGUCUGCCUAAGGGUACGCUCGCGCGCUUGCACGAUUUACAGGAGUACAGCGGGAGUGAAGCGCGAGUGAUCAAGAAUCCGCCGAUGCCUGACAUGCCUCCGGAGAAGAUUGCGCUCCAGGCGCACACCGACUUUGGGUCCUUGUCGUUCUUGCACAACAAGCUGGGUGGUCUACAAGUGCUGCCGCCCGGGCACGCACAUUGGUCGUACAUUCGACCGAUCCCGGGACAUGCUAUUUGCAACGUCGGUGACGCGUUGUACGUUUUCAGUGGAGGAGUGUUGCAAUCCAACAUUCACCGUGUCGUGCCACCGCCUGGUGCUCAAGGUGCUUACGAGAGAUGGUCGCUCGUGUUCUUCCUUCGUCCGGGUGACUCGCAGGCGCUGAGAGCGCUCGUGGAGGAUAGCCAAGCGAUUGCAGACGGGGUAGCAAAACGACCUGGGAAGACAUUCGAGACGGGGUCAACGGCGGCAGAGUGGUUCGCGAGACGAAUCAAGAAUCAGAGGAUCAAAAACUGGAAGGGCCCGGAGACGUGGAAGGCGAGUCGGGGUACGGAACACAACGAGCAGGUGGUCUGAUAUGACGUAGUUAUGUAUUGUAUAUAUCAUGUAGCAGUUGGAAUACGACGACGUCAUAAAG
Messenger RNA from Coniophora puteana RWD-64-598 SS2, 1137 nucleotides. RefSeq names its product Clavaminate synthase-like protein. The record is from RefSeq and is a predicted model, not a curated record. Bases 12 to 1076 code for a protein of 354 amino acids. The transcript is spliced from 7 exons. Gene Ontology annotation, molecular function: dioxygenase activity. Lineage: Eukaryota; Fungi; Basidiomycota; Agaricomycetes; Boletales; Coniophoraceae.